AUGACACAACUGAAGACGUUCCCGUCGUAUGGGAGCGAGCGGAUGGUGGUGGAGCCGGUCAGCGACCACCGGCGGCGGCGGUCGUCGAGCAUCAUCUCGCACGUGGAGCCGGAGACGUUCGAGGAGGAGAACGACCAGCAGCUGCUGCCCAACAUGAACGCGACGUGGGUGGAGCAGCGCGGCGCGUGGGGCAUCCACGUGGUAAUCAUCGUGCUGCUCAAGGUGUUCUACAACCUGGUGCCUGGGCUGAGCAACGAGUGGUCGUGGACCAUGACGAACAUGACCUACGUGGUGGGGUCGUAUAUCAUGUUCCACCUGAUGAAGGGCACGCCGUUCGAGUUCAACGGCGGCGCGUACGACAACCUGACGAUGUGGGAGCAGCUGGACAACGGGAUGCUGUACACACCGACGCGCAAGUUUCUGAUCAGCGUGCCGAUCGCGCUAUUUCUGCUGAGCACGCACUACACGCGGUACGACCUGCAGCUGUUCGUGCUGAACUUCGUGCUGACGACGAUGGUGGCCGUGGUGCCGAAGCUGCCGCUGACGCACCGCGUGCGCAUCUCGAUCCCGGGGAUCACAGGGCCGGCGCAGAUCGGCUAG
Molecule: messenger RNA, 600 nt
Organism: Eremothecium gossypii ATCC 10895
Lineage: Eukaryota; Fungi; Ascomycota; Saccharomycetes; Saccharomycetales; Saccharomycetaceae
Gene: ORM2
Product: sphingolipid homeostasis protein ORM2
Exons: 1
Coding region: 1-600 (199 amino acids)
Biological process (GO): ceramide metabolic process; intracellular sphingolipid homeostasis; negative regulation of ceramide biosynthetic process
Cellular component (GO): endoplasmic reticulum membrane
Source: RefSeq, marked provisional